This is a messenger RNA of Botrytis fragariae, 639 nucleotides long. Its product is annotated as putative het-c2 protein. The transcript is spliced from 4 exons. The coding region runs from base 1 to 639 and encodes 212 amino acids. The record is from RefSeq and is a predicted model, not a curated record. Gene Ontology annotation, molecular function: ceramide 1-phosphate transfer activity; ceramide 1-phosphate binding. Gene Ontology annotation, biological process: ceramide transport; intermembrane lipid transfer. NCBI's taxonomy places the organism in Eukaryota, Fungi, Ascomycota, Leotiomycetes, Helotiales, Sclerotiniaceae. Gene Ontology annotation, cellular component: cytoplasm; cytosol; membrane.
AUGGCAACCGUUAAGACAAUUCCCCCUGGACAAACCUUCAUCGAUACUCUCGAUAAAUCAUUCGUCGAUGUCCCUGUCAACAAGGAGAAGGACAAUGCAAUUGCAACCACAGAGUUUCUUCAAGCUGCCGAAUCCCUCACCACUCUUUUCGAUGUUAUGGGAUCUGUAGCAUUCAACCCAGUCAAGAAUGAUAUGGCUGGUAAUAUCAAGAAAAUCCGCGAGAGACAACUUGCUGCACCAGCAGAGUCAGAGACUCUCCAAGAAUUGGUCGUCAAUGAGCUCAAGACCAAGAAGCACACCGCUACUGAAGGUUUAGUUUGGUUGGUUCGCCCGUCCCCCCACAGUGGUCUAGACUUUACCUGCAUUGCUCUCUCACAAAACCUUGCCGCCCCCGCGGACGAACUCUCCGUAUCCUUCCGUGCUGCCUACGGCGAGACACUAAAACCUCACCACUCCUUCAUGGUGAAGCCCAUAUUCAGCGCCGCCAUGUCCGCCUGCCCAUACAGAAAAGAUUUCUACGUUAAGCUUGGAGAUGAUAACUCCAAGGUUGAGGGUGCUUUGAGAGUGUGGUUGAGUGCAUUGGAGAACUUGAUCGCCAUCUUGAAGGGAUUUUUGGACAGAAAGGAGGCUAAGUGGUAG